Camelina sativa (false flax) is the source of this 902-nucleotide messenger RNA. RefSeq names its product putative WRKY transcription factor 26. Gene Ontology annotation, biological process: regulation of DNA-templated transcription. Gene Ontology annotation, molecular function: DNA-binding transcription factor activity; sequence-specific DNA binding. Lineage: Eukaryota; Viridiplantae; Streptophyta; Magnoliopsida; Brassicales; Brassicaceae. The record is from RefSeq and is a predicted model, not a curated record.
UUUUUCCUGGAAACUUCCUCUUCUAUACAAAUCAUUACUUUAGUUAAGGAAGAAGUAGAAGAAGAGUAGUAUCCCAUACUAUACCUAACCAUUGAUGGGUUCUUUCGACCGCCAAAGAGUUGUCCCGAAAUUCAAAUCAGCAACUCCAUCACCUCUCCCCCUCUCUCCCUCUCCUUUCUUCACUCUGCCUAAUGGUGUUUCUCCCGCAGACCUUCUCGACUCUCCUAUUCUCUUCACUUCCUCUAACAUUUUGCCAUCACCAACGACAGGCACAUUUCCGGCGCAAUCUCUGAACUGGAAGAACAACGGUUUGGUCAUUGACCAAAAUGAUAUCAAAUACGAAGAUGGGAAGAACCAGUUAGAUUUUUCCUUCGCUAACAAGAACACAGCUCCUCCCUUGUUCCUACCAUCUAUGGUAACUCAACCUUUACCGCAACUGGAUGUAUCCAAGUCUGAGUCUCUGUCAAGUAACAAAACCUCUGAUGAUGGCUACAAUUGGCGUAAAUACGGACAGAAGCAAGUCAAAGGAAGCCACAAUCAUCCCAAGCCUCCUCAAUCCACUAAGAAAUCAGCUUCCACCGGUGUAGCAGCAGCACAUCAGAGUAGCAGUCAUGACACUGGUGAGGAUGAAGCAGACGCCAAGAGAUGGAAAAGAGAAGAGAAUGUGAAGGAGCCAAGACUGGUGGUUCAGACAACAAGUGAUAUAGACAUUCUUGAAGAUGGCUACAGAAGCAAUUAAUCUUGCAUUUCAGCAUUCGGAUUGCAAUUAAUCUUCAGUCAUAAUGUUCCUUAAUCAUGUGCUCAGGACUAAGAUUCUUCGUGCCAAUCUGUUGCUGCCUCUAAAUGAUUAACUAUAGAAUUAUGAGAAAAAUUACUAGUAUAUAUGUACCGGUUUAGUUAUA